AUGGGAACUAUCGACACGGAACUUAUUUUGCGAGAGUUGGUUUACAAUAUUGCCGAAGAGCUAAAUUAUACAGAUGCCAAAAUAGACGUGCAAGAAAUUACUACUGGUGGUGCUAAUUAUAGUUCUGCAUUAUAUGAAGCAACAAUAUCUGAGGCAAAUAAAGACAAGCUUGAAUUUUUUGCCAAAGUCGCUGUUGUGGGUGAAGUAGCUCGAUCUCAGUUUCCUUUAGCUCUAUUUGAUAUAGAACGUUUCGCUUACAAUGAUUUAUUAAAAAAGUAUGCAAAAAUACAAGACAAAAAUAAUUUGCAUGAUGACAAUAGACUAGUUUGGCCCAAAUUUUAUGGUUGCAAUCCAAAAUUGUAUGAGGAAACAAUAGUCCUUGAAAAUCUAGCAAAAAAAGGAUAUGUCACUUACAACAGAUUGAAGUCGAUUGACUGGGCUUAUGCCUCCAAAGCUGUCGAGUCUCUCGCUAAAUUUCAUGCUCUAUCUAUUGCAUAUGGUGAAGAAAAUCCAGAAGAAUAUGCAAAACUUAUGGCCAAAAUGAAAUUUAAAUCUAGUGGUGUACAAGAAAUGGGUAAUGCUUAUGAGAAAUUAGCAGGUAUGGCUUUAGCUGUGACAAAGGACGAAAAUAAAGAGAGAUUAAAAAAAUAUAUAGAGAAAAAAGGAAGUUUAGUAAAUAUGACGAAAUUUUAUCAGCCAACUGGCAUAAAGUUGUUAACUCACGGUGAUUAUAGGCCGAGUAAUUUGAUGCAUAAAACUAAAGAAGAUGGUACCAUUCAUGUAAUUCCUGUAGACUUCCAAACAAUAACGGCUGGUAGCCCUAUUAUUGAUCUAAUAUACCUCAUCUUCACUGGUUCCGACGAGGAGUUCAGACGUCAGCAUUAUGAGCAGCUGGUCGAGCAUUACUACCAGGAGCUGACCCGCGCAUUACGCAAUCUGAACUUGGAUAUUGACAAGCACUACCCAAGGAAGAACUUCGAUAACGACUUGAAAGACUUUCUUCCCUUCGGACUUAUACUUGGUGUAUUUACAUUACCCGUCAUAACUGUGGAAGCUGAGAAUGCUCCAACUCUUCAGGGUGAAGAUGGUAUCAACAGUAUGGUGAUAUCGAAGACCAGCAAUUUAUACCCGGAGAGGCUUAAUGGGAUCGUUAAUGACUACAUCCGAUGGGGAAUACUUUAA
This is a messenger RNA of Achroia grisella, 1182 nucleotides long. RefSeq lists its product as uncharacterized. The coding region runs from base 1 to 1182 and encodes 393 amino acids. The transcript has 3 exons. Lineage: Eukaryota; Metazoa; Arthropoda; Insecta; Lepidoptera; Pyralidae. The record is from RefSeq and is a predicted model, not a curated record.